AUGCCCGCACCCACAAACACCCUUCUGAUCGAAGGGACGUUCACCGAACUUGCAGAAGAACUCGCCCAGUACAUCGAUACACUCGCCAAAUCAGAAGAAGGCGCCGGAGUCCGAGCAGAGAUUGAACCACUCCUCAGCACCCUCAGAGAGUCCGAGCAGUCGCAAGAGUCAGUCGAUGAGGCCGCAGUCCAGAACCAGAAAAAUGAAGUGUUGAAAAAGAUCGUGACCAAAGCAUCAGUGCUCAACAGCGCCCCUGAGAGAGAAUUCUCAGCAGCAUACAAUCUCCUCAUCAGCCUUUCUUCCCAAUCCUCCAUCGCCGACGGCCUGUUUUCCAGAAUAUGCACGUAUCUGUCCGAGCAACCCGUUACCUCCUCCCCCACCUACGGUAGCAGCCUCGCCCUGCAAUCCCUCACGACGAUAUUCAACGUUCUGACUCCUACGAGUGAAUCCCGCUACCAUGUCUUUCUUGCCAUCCUCAAAGUCAUGCGCCAGAUGUCGUCCACUCAGGCUUUCGAGGCGCUCAUCCCUCAACUCGAGACGAACAUCCCUAAUUGGCUGUCCGCCUGGGAACUCGACGACGAAGACGCUCGCAAUCUCUACGUCGGGGUUGCCGAUGUGGCCUCCGCCAUCGGAAACGAAGACCUCCAUUACACAUAUCUCCUGUCUGCCCUGCAGACAAUUCCUCCUGAAUCGGCGUCCGAAACGGAGAGUGCAGAACUCGCACGACGUGCGGUGCGCGUGGCUCUGACAAACCCCUCAAUUACGGACUUUACGCCCUUGACCACAAGCGACGCUGUUGUUGCUUUGCGGCGCUCCGAUGGCAACCUCUUUGACCUUUUAGAGAUCUUCUCCUCGGAUGACUAUUCGUCAUACGCUGACUUCCUUGAAACGAACAAUCUGGCAGACUUGGGCGUCCCCGACUCUGCAGCUGAGACGCUGAGCCACAAGAUCCGCCUCCUGACACUGGCUACGAUUGCUGCAUCCUCAACCACCCGCUCUGUCCCUUACAGUACCAUUGCAUCGGCUCUCCAGAUCCCUUCUGAAGACGUGGAGAUGUGGGUCAUCGACACCAUCCGGGCUGGUCUUGUCGAGGGCAAACUCUCACAACUGAAGCAGGAGUUCUUGGUCCAGAGAGCCACCUACCGCGUGUUCGGGGAGAAGCAGUGGGCCGAGAUCCAGGGGCGCCUGAUGGUUUGGCGACGAAGUCUGGAGAGUGUGUUGAAUGUCGUCCGGGCCGAAAGGGAGAAGUUCUUGAGAGAAGGGCCGACGACCAACGGAGACACGGGCGUCAACGGCUACGGAGAUGGAGAGGGUCAGAGAACUGGAGGGGAACGUCAGCAGCAGAGAAGACAGGGCGGCGGUGGGGGUGGCCGCGGACCGCGUCGCGACAGGGGCGAUCAGCAGCAGCAACAGCAAGGGCCUCGAGAGAUUGAGGUGGGAGGGGGAGAUUAG
This is a messenger RNA of Fonsecaea erecta, 1452 nucleotides long. RefSeq lists its product as hypothetical. The transcript is spliced from 2 exons. Gene Ontology annotation, molecular function: translation initiation factor activity. The record is from RefSeq and is a predicted model, not a curated record. NCBI's taxonomy places the organism in Eukaryota, Fungi, Ascomycota, Eurotiomycetes, Chaetothyriales, Herpotrichiellaceae. The coding region runs from base 1 to 1452 and encodes 483 amino acids. Gene Ontology annotation, biological process: cytoplasmic translational initiation. Gene Ontology annotation, cellular component: eukaryotic translation initiation factor 3 complex; cytoplasm.